GCUGACGUCACCCAGGGCGACUGUUACUGAAACCACGCUGCCUCACCGCAUUGUAGUAAGAACUGCACAAGAGGAAGACUGUGGUGGAGUGAGGCAGGAGUUUGAACGAGGUUAGAAAGUUGUCUAUCGCCGACAAACAGAAGAGAAAAAUCUGCCAUUUACUGUAAUGUAUAAAUGGAUGUGAAAGAGAAGACUUGCGAGGCCAACAUGAAUAGCAUGGAGGAGAGGACUGUAAAUUUUGAGGAGGAGGACUGUGAGUGGGAGAGUGUCCAUCCUAAACAGGGGAGUCUGAGCAUUAAGGAAGGGGACCAUGAACUGGGGUCAAUGAGUAAAGAGGAGUCUUCUAUCAAUGUAAAAUAUGAAUCAUUACAGUCGGACACAAAGACGAUUGAAGAAAUUUCAUCUCCUAGAACUUGGGGAGGUCAGUCACCACCUAAGACAUCAUCUGAAACAAGAAUCAAACUUCACUGCUGUUCUGAAUGUGGCAAAACAUUUUUACGGAAAAACAAGCUUCAGAACCACCAAAGAAUUCACACAGAGGAGAAUCCAUAUUGCUGUUCUGAAUGUGGUAAAACGUUUUUACAGAAAAACAAGCUUCAGAGCCACCAACGAAUUCACACAGGGGAGAAGCCAUAUGACUGUUCUGAAUGUGGCAAAAUGUUUUCACACAAACAGUAUCUUCAGCGCCACCAAAGAAUUCAUUCAGGAGAGAAGCCGUAUUGCUGUUAUGAAUGUGGCAAAAUGUUUUCACACAAACGGUAUCUUCAGACCCACCAAAGAAUUCACACAGGAGAGAAGCCGUAUUGCUGUUUUGAAUGUGGCAAAACGUUUUUACGGAAAUACUAUCUUCAGAGCCACCAAAGAAUUCACACAGGGGAGAAGCCGUAUUGCUGUUCUGAAUGUGGGAAAAUGUUUUCACAGAGAAAGGGUCUUCAGCACCACCAACGAAUUCACUCAGGAGAGAAGCCAUAGUGCUGUUCUGAAAUAUUUUUAUGGAAAAAUGAGCUUCAGUACCACAAAAAAAAAUUAACGGGGAGAAGUCAUAUUGCUGUUCUGAAUGUGACAAAAAGUUUCCACAGAGGCGCAAUCUUCACAGCCACCAAGGGAUUCAGAAAAGAGAGAAGCUUGUUUGCUGCCCUGAAUGUGGAUAACAAUUCUCUUGCCAUGGUAAUCUUCAGACGGACAUUAAAACUUACACAGGAGAAAAACGUAUUCCUGUUCUGAAUGUGGCAAACAGUUUUCACAGAGAAGCAGUCUUCAGAGCCACCAAGGAAUUCACUUAGGAGAGAAGCCGUAUUGCUUCGACUGUGGUAAACAAUUCUUUCUCAGUAGUUAUCUUUAGAGUGUGAAAGUAGCACUAUGUAAGCGCCUGACCCGGCACAGACUCACACUGAGGCUCGUGUAUAAAACACCAAGACUCAUUUUCUUCACCUGUGGGGUACGUCUUCCCUGUGAACCCCACAGGCAAUACACAGUCCCAAAAGCACUCCAGAACCAAACACAACGCUCCCUUCUCAAACCACCACUCCUCCCUGGCAACCUCUUUCCUCCCGAUUCUGGCCUGAGUGGUGGUUGCCGGCCCUUUUUAUAGCCCACCUGCGUGCUCCAGGUGCUUGAUCACCUGCUUCUGAUUGCACUGCUGGGCAGAGCUGUAGAGUUGUCCAGGCCGGCUCAGGGAUCUAUGCAGCACCCUCUGGCGGCCACCCCAGAUCCCAACAGGGUUGUGGGGAAUUCAGGUACCAUCCUCAGCCAUGGAGGCUGCCACCAAGCGUCCCAGAGCAGGUAUUGAGCAGUCCAUGAUUGAUCCCCAAAACAAACAUCGAAGGGGCAUCCCGGCCGGGUCUCAGGAGUUACACGUUUUCACCAUGAACUGAUCUUCAGAGCCACUAACGAAUUCACCCUAGGGAGAAGCCAUAUUGCUGUUCCGAAUGUGGGAAACAAUUCUCGCACCAUAAUAAUUUUCUGAUACACAUUAAAAUUCAUUCGGGAGGGGAGCCAUAUUGCUGCUUUGAAUGUGGUAAAUGAUUCUCUCUCAGUAGUUAUCUGCAGAGACGCAUUAAAACUCACACACAGGAUAGAAGCUGUGUUGCAGAAAGGUUUUACAAAGAGGCUGGUUUCAGAGAUAUCAAAGAAUGCACAUGACAGAAAAAAAUUACGGAAACUCCCCUACCUUGUCCACAGAUGAACACUGUACAAUAUGCUAAGCAGCAGAAAAAAGAAUUUAAAAAGUUUGAUUGAAACAAAAAAGAACAAAUUGGGGAAACUACAAGUAAAGUGGUAAAUACACUUCCCCUUCCUCCC
Messenger RNA from Erpetoichthys calabaricus (reedfish), 2301 nucleotides. Its product is annotated as gastrula zinc finger protein XlCGF49.1-like. The transcript is spliced from 3 exons. The record is from RefSeq and is a predicted model, not a curated record. Lineage: Eukaryota; Metazoa; Chordata; Cladistia; Polypteriformes; Polypteridae. Gene Ontology annotation, molecular function: RNA polymerase II cis-regulatory region sequence-specific DNA binding; DNA-binding transcription factor activity, RNA polymerase II-specific. Bases 175 to 972 code for a protein of 265 amino acids. Gene Ontology annotation, biological process: regulation of transcription by RNA polymerase II.